AUCUUCCCAUUGUGCAUUCGACGGACGACGAGAGGUUCUGCGACUCGCGAACAAAAAAAAAUUUUUCUUCGUAACCCGAGUUAUUCGAGUUUAUCGAUUAUUUAUAGUUUCUAGUUUCCCGUAUUCUUGGUGAACGAUCGAUCACGUUAGUAAUCUUAUCAUGUUGUGUUAGUUAUUCAAUCGCAUUUGUGAUGUUGCCCGAAAAUGGUUUGUAUAGACGAAGUAGUUGCUUACUUCAAAACACUUAAAAGCUACGAACGGCUUUGGAUGAUGUGUAGACUCCAAAGCCACUGUCUUCCAAUUGAAUUGAGGUACCUCGGCACUUGUUUAGAUAACUUGUCUAAAAGAGAUAUUCACAUAUUGAAAAAAUUGGAACUCGAAGCCAACGAUCCAGCCAGCGUUAGUGAAGUAGCUUGCAAGUGUAUUUGCGAUAAAACCGUUAGGGCAGCGGUUAUCAAGUAUUUAUCUGUAUUAAACACUAAUAGUACAAAGUGUUCGGAACUAAUUUAUAAAGCGCUAACAGACGACAAAGGUUUAGAACGCAUAUUUAAGUGUCCAAAAGCGUUCUUUAACGAUAAAAACGCAUUUGAGGAGCUUAUGGUAUUGUACACAUUAGCUGUAAAUCAUCCAGCAUUUAUAUUUGAACAAAAAACUCAACUAGAUAGCAUAUUCAACUGUAUUAAGAAAGAAAAAGAGAGACAACUGUCCAAAAAAAAAGGCGGUGAUCUAGACAAAGAAUCUUCUGAUAUUUUAGAGAAUAUCAACACCAUGAUUCCACCACCCAACUAUAUGUAUCAGCAAACUCAAGGAGGGCCAAAUUAUCCUCUGAAUAGAAAUGGCUAUUUAUAUCCACGUCAUUAUUAUCCAUUUCCUCCUGUAAAUGUUCCACCAAUGCAAGUUUGUUAUGAUUAUCCACCGCCAACAGCAGUUUCAGGAAUUAGAGGACCCCAUCAAGCUAAUUUUUCAAAAUCUCCAAGUCCAGUUUCAUGGCCUCCACGCACAUUCCAAAUAAAUCCACGCAAUCAACCACCAAACAUAAACUCAAAGCAAAGGCAUCCUACUCCACCAAGAUAUCGUAAUCCUUCAGAUCCUAGUUAUCCAUUUUCACAAUCGUGGAACAACUGGAACAUGUAUCAAAUGUCACCGCAUAAUAUGUAUGCCAAUUAUAGUUAUACUCCAGGCAUGGUCCCUUCUUUCUAUCCUGAAAAUGCUAUGGGCCGUAACUACCAAGGACAUGGGACAAAAAGUAAACAUUCAACUGUUAGUCGAUAUCAAGAUCAAUCUAAAAGUCCAAUGCCGCCACCAGUGCCUGUGUCUUCUUCUCCGAUUAAGGUUGACACUAUAGUCAAGAGUACCAAGCCUCUUUUAACAAAUGCUACAACAAACUCUACAAAUGAAAACGAAUCUAUUCUUGAAACACAUCACCAGAUGCCUUCAUCAUCAAAAUCUUCAGAAGAUUGCAGUCAAAGUAGCUCUUAUAAAUCUAUUAACUCGUCUAGUUCAGAUAAAAUGUCAGGAGCUUCUCCUCAACAUGCAGUUGAGGUUAACUCAAAUAAUGCAAGUCCAAAGUUAGUUCAAUCUGAAAAUCAAUGUCAAAAUGCUAGUACAAAAGAGUUUAACUCAAAGCUUACUCUUGAAAACAAGAUACAACCAGACAAUAGUGAGCAAACAAUUUCCACACUUCAGCCAACAUAUUCACCGCCUAUAAAUUCACAACAAAUGCUUUGUACUACUACAGAUACAAACCAGCAAACACCUGCCACAUUAGAGCUUUCUAAAAGCGAAUCCACAAAAAAUAUUGAUCUCUCUACGCUUUCAACUGUGUUGGACGAUGGAAAAAAUAAAGAGGAAAAGUCUACUGUCUUGUCAAAUGAUUUAAUUGAAGAAAAGUCUAAAUCUAAUUCUGAUCACAGACCACAAAAUACAAAAAUUCCAGUACAACUUGAGACUAACACAACAAAAGUAUAUGAAGUUAAAGAACCAACAGUUGGUGCUAUUGCAAAACCAGUGAACAACACUUUCACAACAACUAGUUCAUAUAAUGCCAGUAAAUAUUACAAGGGUCGUCCAAUACAAUCUCAGCCAAGGACUUCGCGUGAAGGAAAUAUAAAUAAUAGUUAUAAUAGAAAACCUAUGGCAGGGGCACUUGCAGUGCCGUCCUUUAAUGAACCUGCAAGGGAAAAUGUUCAUAAAACUCAUCCUAAAGUACCCAACAAUGGUCAACAAUACUAUACUAUGGCGUAUGAUAACGGAGCAAGUGCUCGAGGUUAUAAUACUCAAGCAUAUUAUGUUCAUCAACCUCAAACUUCUCAACCGAUGUCAGGUUUUUCUCCUAUGCCACGACAAUAUAUACCCCAACAACAUGUUGUUCAAUCUCCUGAGUAUCAGCAAGUUUAUCAACAACCUACUGAAUUUGUUUAUUAUCCAUCUUCUUCACAAACGUUUUAUACUACAACACCAGUCUUAAUGCAACCUCAAGUGCUGGCUUAUCAUCCUCCAAAAGUAUCAUGCUAUAACUGUGGAGGACAGAAUCAUACAGGAGCUGAAUGUACUGAAUUGACAAUGGAAGAAAUAACAAGUAAAGGUCUGUACGAACAUCAUUAUGGACCAUCAAUGCCAGAUGGCAGACCCCGGAAUUGACAGUUAUACUGGAGCAAUUGUUAUUCAUAAUCACAACAAACAGGAUGACUUGAGACUUCAAGGAUGGUGAACUACCAACACCCUCUCCUAUAGUAUUAAUUUUAAUUUAAUUUAAAUGAUGAUUCCUCGAUUCGUUACCUGUUGUUUCCAAAUAAAUAAGACUGGGUAAUGUUUUUCUUCCAUAUUAGUAUUUUUUAAAUUAAUAACGUUAGCAGUAUGAUAAAAAAAAUUAAAUAUUAAAUUUAAUCAAACACUUAAAAUUUAUAACGACUUUGUCGUUUCCUUUUAUUUUAAAUUAUUUUCACCAGUCACACUAUAAUAAUCCAUUCUCGAUAUUAUUUCUAACUUAUUGAACCGUAGAUCCUAUAAGCGUUUCUCAUCAUCUCUCCACCCCUAAAUUAUAUCUUAUCGCGAAUCAAAUG
Molecule: messenger RNA, 3062 nt
Organism: Metopolophium dirhodum (rose-grain aphid)
Lineage: Eukaryota; Metazoa; Arthropoda; Insecta; Hemiptera; Aphididae
Product: ataxin-2
Exons: 9
Coding region: 205-2640 (811 amino acids)
Molecular function (GO): nucleic acid binding; zinc ion binding
Source: RefSeq, a predicted model, not a curated record